GCAGACUGUACCAGACCAAAGAGAGGCACAGAGAGGAGAGAGCAGAUCACGUCAGAGUUUAGAGAGGACAGGACCAGAGAGGAGACCCCCGUCAGAGCUUAGAGAAGACCAGAGAGUAUCAGACCAGCGAGACCCCCCCAUUCAGAGCUCAGAGAAGACCAGACCAGCGAGACGCUCCCGGUCAGAGCUCAGAGAGUACCAGACCAGUGAGACCUCCCCCAGUCGGAGCUCAGAGAGGACCGGACCAGUGAGACCCCCCCCAGUCAGAGCUCAGAGAGGACGGGACCAGUGAGACCCCCCCAUUCAGAGCUCAGAGAAGACCAGACCAGUGAGACGCUCCCGGUCAGAGCUCAGAGAGGACCGGACCAGCGAGACGCUCCCGGUCAGAGCUCAAAGAGGACCGGACCAGUGAGACCCCCCCCAAGUCGGAGCUCAGAGAGGACCGGACCAGCGAGACGCUCCCGGUCAGAGCAAGGGCAGCGAGUCUCAUCUGAUCCUCCCUGCUGCACUCCAGAGCGUUUCUCCGGACACGGGAGCGCAGCGGGCGCUGAGAGGAGCUAUGAUGACGGGUUCCUCCUGGUCCAGCCGGGGGCCCCUCCUGAUGCUGCUGCUGCAGCUGGGCCUCCAGACUACAGCCUCUGCAGACGCCCCUCAGGGUUUCUGUCCCUUCCAGAGACGUCUGAGUACUAGGACCCGGUGCGUGGACAGCCAAUUGGGCUUAUUCUACCAGUCAUGCCCCUCCGGCUACAAAAUCGAGAGGGCGCAGGGCAGCAAACACACUACUGUCUUCACUUCUCUGUCGGGCUGCUCUAAGGAGUGUUACCGGGACGUGGAGGAGCAGAGGUGCUGUCCCGGGUACUGGGGCCCGGACUGCAUGGAGUGUCCUGAGCGGGCUGAGCGGCCGUGUAACGCCAAAGGAGUCUGCUCUGACGGCAUGGGGGGAAAUGGAACCUGUAGUUGUCAGGAUGGAUUUGCAGGAACUGCCUGUGAGGACUGCUCACCCAACAGAUACGGUCAGGACUGUCGCUCAGAGUGCAGGUGUGUGCACGGCGUGUGUAACAGCGGUAUGCGGCAGGACGGGUCGUGCACCUGCUUCUCAGGGUACAAAGGCCCCGCCUGCGACCAAGAGCUCCCUGACUGCGCGGCGCUGAGCUGUGGGCUGAACUCCGUCUGCAGGGAGGAGGCUGCAUCGGGCCUGCUGGGCUGCCAGUGCGCCGUCGGCCACCAGCAGUCAGGGGACAAGUGCAUCUCCAUCAACCCCUGCCUGCAGCGGCCGUGCCACGCCCUGGCCGCCUGCGCCCACACCGGCCCCGCCCAGCACGUCUGCGCCUGUCCCGUUGGCCACGAGGGCGACGGGCGCGUCUGCUCCCCCGUGGACCCCUGCCAGAAGGACCAAGCCGGCUGCUCCGCCCAGACCACCCGCUGUGUGUACGACGGGCCCGGGGCCUCCCACUGCGAGUGUCUACCUGGGUUCCAUGAGCUCGACCACGCCCUCCGCUGCCACCUGAAGGACGCCUGCACACCAGACGCCUGCCACGAGAAGGCCAACUGCACCACGAUCAAACCCGGAGUCACUCAGUGCACCUGCCCUGAGGGUUACCGUGGCAACGGCAAAGUGUGCUACGGCAACAUCAUGCAGCGUCUGAGGGACCUGAACACAGAGCCCGGUGGCCAGUGGACGGGCCAGCUGACCGAAGCCCUGACGCUCUUUGGGUCGGUCUCCUGGCCGCUGGAGAAGCUGGGCCCCUUCACCGUGUUCGUCCCGAUCAACAGAGCAUUCCGGUACAGUCCGAGCAAGUCCCUCGUGGUGGACGCGGUGAAGGCGAAGUACCUGUGUAAGCUGCACAUGGCCGCGGGUACCAUACGCCGGGACGGCCUGAAGAGGACGGGCGUGUACUACACGCUGACCGGGAAGGCCGGGGAGGUCGACAGCGCCAGCAAGGCGGCUCUGAGUAGGAUCCGACUCCGCGGCAGCAGGACGAAGGCGGCGAUCGUGGAGCCCGACGUACUCGCGUCCAACGGGAUGAUCCACCUGGUCAACAAACUGAUCGAGAACAUUCCGCCCACCGUGGACAGCGAUACGCAGGAGAAUCUGAUGAAGGUUAUUUCCGACUAUGGAAAGUUUUCCAAGUUCAAGAGUUUAUUAGAGAGAGCCAACCUGUCCCCCCUCAUGGACUCCCCUGGUCCCCACACCGUGUUCAUACCAACCAACAACGCCUUCAGUGCCAUGGAGGAGGGACAGCUAGAGUACCUCACCACUGAUGAGGGCCACGGCAAGUUAGUGGAGCUGGUGCGGAACCACGUGGUGGAGUCCUCAAGGCUCGAGGUCUACAACGUGGUGUCCGGCCCCAGAGCUUCCUCCAUGGCCAAUCAGGUUCUGUUAUUCAACGUGUCGGAGAACGGCCGGGUCUCGGUGAACGGGAUGGCUGUCCUGGAGGCGGACGUGGAGACCAGGAACGGCCAGCUGUACUCCCUGGACGGGGUGCUGAUCCCAGCCUCCAUCCUGCCUAUUCUCCCCCACCGCUGUGACGUGUCGGAGACCAGGCUGGUGGAGGGCAAGUGUGGGAGCUGCAGCAGACCAUCUCUUUUACAAUGUCCGUCUGGAGAUAACUUGGUUUUGACCUUCGGCUGCCUCUACCAAUUCAACCUCAUGUCGAGGAACAAUAUGACACUCGGCAUAAGAGGCUGCGCUCCGCGCUGCAACACCACCACCGUCCGGCGGGCCUGCUGUCCGGGGUUCUACUCAGCAGACUGCCGUCCCUGUCCAGGAGGCUUCCAGAACCCCUGCUCCGGACACGGCCAGUGCAUGGAGGGUCUGGCGGGUAACGGGACGUGUAUCUGCAGGCCGGGCUUCAGAGGGUCCCGCUGUCACUACUGCACCCUCUCAAACAAGUGCGGCCCGGGCUGCAGCAGAACCUGCCCCUGCCUCCAGGGUACCUGUGACAACCGGCCCGACUCCGACGGCCGCUGCCGCCCGGACUCCUGCCUGCCCGGCUACACGGGGGCCCACUGCGAGAGACACACGCAGGCCUGCGGUCCCAACGUCCACUUCUGCCACGCCAACGCCGACUGUGACUUCAGCCAGGGGCCGGCCCAGUGUGUCUGCAAGCCCGGUUACCAGGGCGACGGGAUCAUGUGUGUGGAACGAGACCCGUGUGCCGCCCCAUCAAGAGGAGGCUGCGGCAGUAAUGCGAAGUGCAUAAAGACGGGCCCCAAAACACACGUCUGCCAGUGUCUGAAGGGCUGGGCCAUGGACCAGGACGAGUGCCAGCCAAUCAAUGACUGCAACGGCCCUGGCAGAGGAGGUUGCCACGGAAAUGCCUCCUGCAUCUACAUCGGUCCCGGCCAGAGUGACUGCAUGUGUAAGACGGGUUACCAAGGAAACGGCAUAGACUGUGAACCGGCCAACCUGUGUGUAUUCCAGAAUGGACGAGGUUGUCAUUUUCAAGCCACAUGCCAGUUUGUCUCUGGCCAGUGGGGAUGUGUCUGUGAGGAUGGAUACGCUGGCGACGGAGAAGUUUGCUACGGCACGGUGGACCAGGAGCUGAUCGCUAUUCCAGACGCAUUAGAGUUCCUCUCAUGGGUGACAGCUGCGGAUCUGGGCCAGUCUCUGUCGGAGCAGAACCUCACCCUCCUGGUGCCCACCUCCGCAGCCAUCCAGAGCCUGGCUGCAGACGACAAGAGCUUCUGGACCACCAAGGGAAACCUUCCUAGCAUGAUCCGGAACCACGUGAUCCAGGGGAUUUACACGCUGUCUGGCCUCAUGGCGUCCACCUCGCCGGUCACCUCCCUCCUCAACACCUCCCUCUCUGUGGGCGAGACCUCCCAGGCUGUGACCAUAGGGGGGGCGGCCAUCACACUGGCCAACGUGGCCGCCACCAACGGACUGAUCCACGUCAUCGAUAAGGUUCUAGUCCCGGAGAGGACACACAGCCAGGGACUCCUGGAGCUGUUGAGACCCAAGUUCUCCCUGUUCCGGGCCGCCCUCAUCCAACACAAUCUGACGGAUGAGAUCGAGCUGGCGGAGGAGUACACCAUCUUCGCCCCGACAGACAGCGCUGUGAGAGACUACCUGCGCACAACGUCUGCCAAUGUCCUGGAUGUGAACACCACACGCUACCACGUCCUGCUCCAUGAGCGGCUCCUGAAGACAGAGCUGCAGGCCGCAGGGUAUAAGAAGACUAUGCUGGGGUUCUCCUACCUGCUGGCCAUCUUCCCCAGAGAUGGAAAGCUGCUGGUGAACAGCGCCCAGCUGAACGUGUCCAACCUCCUGACGGCUAAAGGCGUGGUCCACGGCCUCGCCUCGGUGUUGGAGAUCAACCGGAACCGCUGCGACACCGUGCGCGUCGUGGACGUGGUGAAGACCCACUGCGUGAACUGUUAUACCCGGCCCCGGUGCCCCCUCGGAUACACCCACCAGAACACAAUGGAGAGGCACUGCGGUGUGCGGGCGAAAUUUCCAGGUCACUCCUGGCAGUUCUACGACUGCGAGAGCGCCUGUGAGAGAACCGUGGAUGUGCCGCGCUGCUGCGCCGGGUUCUUUGGGCGGUACUGUGAGCCGUGUCCCGGGUACGACGGCCAAGUCUGCGCGGGUCAGGGGGCGUGCGAUGACGGGACCAAAGGAACCGGGCGCUGCACCUGCCUUCAGUUCUUCAACGGAACCGCGUGUGAAUCCUGUGUCGCAGGGAAGUACGGGGUUCACUGUGACCAAGACUGCUUGUGUCAGAGCGGCCGAUGCAUGGACGGGCCCCUGGGGGACGGGACCUGCGUGUGCGAGGUCGGGUGGAAGGGAAUCCACUGUGACGAAAAGGUGGACUCCGGCGCUGACGAGCUGUGUGGAGCGGCCAAGUGCCAUACCAGUGCAAAUUGUAUCACCAAGAUGUCCCAGAUGCAGUGUGUCUGUGCUGCUGGGUUUGAGGGCAACGGUACUGACUGCAGAGCGAUAGACCCCUGCAGCGGGGCCAACGGUCACUGCAGCCCCCAUGCGCUGUGCAAGCGGACCCAGCCAGGCCGGAGGGACUGCCUGUGUCUGCCCGGGUACCAGGGGGACGGUCUUGUCUGCGUGGAGAUCGACGCGUGUGCCCAAGGAACCGUCCACUGCCACACGAACGCAGACUGUAUUCACUCUGGACCCAACAAGACGGUGUGCGUGUGUCAGCAGGGUUACUCGGGAGAUGGACAGGUUUGCGAGAUGAUUGACCUGUGUCGCAAGGGAAACGGACAGUGCCAUUCCAGGGCCAAGUGUAACACCACCGCUCCCGGCGUUCGAACCUGCACCUGUCGCCCUGGCUGGAUGGGAGACGGAGCCUACUGCAAAGGAACCCUCAGAGAGGAGCUGCUCAGAGAGGGCUCCCUUUCGUUCCUCAUAAACAUGAUGAGGUACUUGCCCCAGUUCCGACUGAACGGCCGCGGCCCCUUCACCAUCUUCGCCCCCAACGGACUGACGUCCGCCGCUGGAUUCAAAGCAAUGAAAGCUCUGUGGGGCGGAGGGGUGCGUGACAGGUUGGGCUACAUCCUCCAGAGCCACAUAGUCAUGGGCCACCUGCUCACCGCAAGCGACCUCGCCGUGCCCAGGAACCUCACCUCGCUGUCAGGGGAGGUUCUGACCACCGGGGGGUCUCAGGGAAACAUCCUGAUCAACGAAGCUAACGUGACCCUCAGCGGCACGGCCUGUGUCAACGGCAUCAUCCACGAGAUCGACUCCUUCCUGGUCUCACCCAGCGUGGAGAGAGGGAGCCACACGGCCUCACCCCUGAACCUGACGGAUGUGGCGGCGCGUAACGGAUACACGAGCUUCUACAAGCUGAUGGAGGAGACGGGCGUGAUGGACGGCCUGGGCGACGUCCCCCCCGUCACAGUCUUCCUGCCCUCCGACCGGGCGUGGUCCUCCCUGUCCCAGCAGCAAAGGGACUUCCUGUACGACCCGCACAACAGAGAACAGCUGCUGGAGUAUAUCCGGUACCACGUGGUGCCCUCCAGACAGGUGUUCUCUCUAGAUCUGGGUCUCAUGGAGUCGGCCCGUAGCCUGCAGGGAUCGCAUCUCCGCUUCAGCCGCGGCGGACUGGACGCCAUCGGGGCGCUCUUCAUCAACGAGGGGAAGUGUCGCGUGGUCCAGAGGAACAUGGCCUUCAAGGACGGGGUGGCGCACGGCAUCGACUGCCUGCUCACGCCGCCCAGCCUGGGGGGCCGCUGCGACGAGCGGACCAGCUUCGAGGUCGAGAUGAGCUGUUCCGUUUGCCUGCGUGCCUCGUCCGAGUGUCCGAGCGGAUCCAAAAAGAAGGGCCACCAGCCGUGCGACCUGCCCAUGCUGUCCUACCAGAAAAACUCUGGCUGCCAGCCCACCUGCAUCUUCAACCAAUGGCAGCCCAAAUGCUGCGCGGGCUACUAUGGGCGGGACUGCCAGGCUUGCCCGGGGGGAGCAGGGUCCGUCUGCAGUAACCACGGCGACUGUGACGCCGGUCACCUCGGCAACGGCACCUGCAGCUGCCACGACGGGUUCGGGGGCACGGCGUGCGAGCUGUGCGACGACGGGCGCUUCGGGCCGGCCUGCCAGGCCUGUAACUGCUCUCAGCGGGGGGUGUGUCUGGACGGGCGGCGGGGCAGCGGCGCGUGUUUCUGUGAGGAGGGCUGGACCGGGGCCCACUGCGAGGUGCAGCAAGCCGCGGCCCCGGUCUGCGCCCCGCCCUGCUCCCCACAGGGGGUCUGCCAGGACAACAACACCUGCAUGUGCGCGCCCUUCUACCAGGGAAACGGAUCCACAUGCACACUGGUGGACCUGUGUGCUGCGGGGAACGGCGGCUGCGCUGCGGGGGCGCGCUGCCGGCAGACGGGGGUGAAGGUGGGGUGUGUCUGCCCAGCGGGGCACAGCGGGGACGGCUUCUACUGCCAGCCCGUCGACCCCUGCUCCCUGACGGACAACGGGGGCUGCCACGAGCACGCCACCUGCACCAUGACCGGCCCGGGCAAGAAGAAGUGCGCCUGUAAGAACAACUACAUUGGUGACGGGGUCAAGUGUGAGGUCAAGGAGCUGCCAAUCAACCGCUGUCUCCAAGACAACGGCGCGUGCCACCUGGACGGGGAGUGCACGGACCUCCACUUUGAGGACGCCACGGUGGGGGUGUUCCACCUGCGCUCCGAUAAGGGCCCCUACAAGCUGACCUACGCCGGCGCGGCGGCGGCCUGCGGGGGGGAGGGGGCCGGCCUCGCCUCCUACAAACAGCUGUCCUACGCCCAGCAGGCGGGCCUCAACCUGUGCUCUGCGGGCUGGCUGACGGAGGCCCGGGUGGCGUACCCCACCACCUUCUCCAACCCCAACUGUGGCUUCGGUCACGUGGGCAUCGUGGACUACGGCACCCGCAAGAACCUGAGUGAGACCUGGGACACCUUCUGCUACCGAGUCAAAGAGGUGUCGUGUGCGUGUAAACCCGGGUACGUGGGCGACGGUUACUCCUGCUCAGGGAACCUCCUCCAGGUCCUACAGUCCACACCGGACUUCUCCAACUUCUAUACCCAAAUCCUGAACUACUCCCGGAGCUCCCGGUCCGGGAAGGAGUUUGUGUCGCGGCUGAGUGACCUGAGCACCAAGAAUACUCUGUUUGUACCGGACAACUCGGGCCUGCUGGAGAACCAGACGCUGACGGAGAGGGACAUGGAGCACCACCUGUCGGAGGGCGAGGCGCUGGCCCUCAGCCAGAUGAAGAACGGCAGCCGGCUGAGAACCCGCCAGGGCAGCCUGACCAUCCAGGGGCUGGUGGACUUCAUGAACCCCGACACACUGUCCUCCUGCUACGUCAACGAACGCUUCAUCAUCGACUCUGACAUCGUGGCGUCUAACGGGGUCAUCCACGUGAUCGCGGGGCCCCUGAAGGCCCCCCCAGCGCCCCACAAACCGCUCCAUGUGGGACACAAGGCCGGGAUGGGGGUGGGACUCGUGCUGCUGCUGGCGCUGGUGGCGGCGGUCCUCGUGGUGGGAUACCGCUUCCACGCGCACAGAGCCACACCCUUCAAGUUCAGCUACUUCAAGGAUGAAGGUGAGCAAGAGGAAGACUCCGCCCCUACGCCCCGCCACUCCAACAUCAUCAACCCCAUCUUCGACACGUCGCCCCCCGCAGAGCUGUUGCCUCCCAGUGCCGCCGAGGAGGACUCGCAGCAGGGGGUGAGCAACGUUUGCUACGACAUCAUUAAGGCCUGAUGUCCUCCAUACCCCCCCCCCCCCUAGAGACCUGGACCUCCUACAGACCCCUUUAGAGACCCUGGACAUCGAGACCUCGAGAGACCCUGGACCUCCUUCAGACCCCUUUAGAGAUCAUGGACCUCCUACAAACCCCUUCAGAGAACCUGGACCUCGAGACCUCUAGACCACCUGGACCUCCUACAGACCCCUUUAGAGACCCUGGAGCUCGAGACCUCUAGACCCCCUGGACCUCCUACAGACCCCUUUAGAGACCCUGGACCUCGAGACCUCUAGACCACCUGGACCUCCUACAGACCCCUUUAGAGACCCUGGACCUCGAGACCUCUAGACCACCUGGACCUCCUACAGACCCCUUUAGAGACCCUGGACCUCGAGACCUAGAGAGACCCUGGACCUGCUCCAGAACCACUCCAGGGAUCCUGGACCUCGAGAGACCCUGGACCUGCUCCAGUACCACUCCAGGGAUCCUGGACCGGUGAUGUCAAGUGUUACUAUGAGCACCAGUAGCUCCUCCGCAGAAAAUGACCAGUAAUUCAGCCCAGUAUCCUGAAGUCAUUUCAAAUCAUUUAUUAUAAUUCUGUUGCCAGCGUUCAUUUUAUCCGACAGAUUUCACAUAAAUUAUUUUUCUGAACUAUACUCUAUAGAAUUGCACAUAAAGUUAAUACAUCUGAUGAUUAACGACAUAGUGGAAAUCAUUGAAAGGCGAUACAAGUUUUCAUAAUGCUGAUAACCGUGUCGUUUGUUAAUAAGUAUAUUUUACAUUCAGGAAUGGAAUGAAUACAUUUACAUCAAGUCCGUCAACAAGUUGUUGUCCGUGGGCAAUUACAGCUUGUUAUAUCAUACAAAGGUCAAAGCAAUUAAAAGUGUGCAGAAAGAUAUAUAAAUAAAUGACUCCUAACAUAAAA
Messenger RNA from Gadus morhua (Atlantic cod), 9099 nucleotides. RefSeq names its product stabilin 2 (gene stab2). The transcript is spliced from 68 exons. Gene Ontology annotation, molecular function: calcium ion binding; hyaluronic acid binding. The record is from RefSeq and is a predicted model, not a curated record. Gene Ontology annotation, biological process: cell adhesion. The coding region runs from base 560 to 8191 and encodes 2543 amino acids. NCBI's taxonomy places the organism in Eukaryota, Metazoa, Chordata, Actinopteri, Gadiformes, Gadidae.